AUGACCGAGAAGUUCCAAGAUCAGGCAGGGAAUCAUGCUGUGGUUUUUGGCUGCUCUGGGAUCAAUGGCUGGGCUUUAGUGAAUCAACUGCUCUCGGGAUAUCCCUCGCCCAACACAUUUUCGAAGAUCACGGCCGUUGCUAAUCGGCUUUUUACUUCUGAAGAGGCUAAAUGGCCACGCGAUGAUCGUCUGCAGAUCGUCUCUGGGAUCGAUCUCCUGGGCGGCGAUGACACUACUUUGCAAAAGACCCUUUCACAAAAAGUUCUUUCAGUGGAGACAAUAAGUCACGUAUAUUAUGCUGCGUAUCGAGCCAGUGAUCAUGCCGCCGAGGAAUGUCGUCUUAACAAGGAGAUGCUGCGUGCUGCGGUUCAAUCGCUAGAGACCCUCUCCUCCAGAUUAGCUUUCGUGGUCUUGAUCACAGGAACAAAGGCAUAUGGUGUCUACCUCCUCGAUAAGUUCCCUUUCCGAGGACAGGUGCCACUGAAAGAAGAUCUCCCACGCGUCCCAGCAGAGUAUGCCAAAGACCUUUUCUACUAUCAUGAGGUAGACCUUCUUCACGAGCUAUCUGCUGGUAAACCUUGGUCAUGGUGUGAAGUCCGCCCAGACGUUAUUGUCGGGGUCGCUCCUUUUGGUAAUGCUAACUGCAUGGCUCAGACAAUGGGUAUUUACCUUGGACUCUACCGAGCUCUUGAAGGAGCAGGGGCUCGUGUUGCAUUCCCUGGAAACGACACUACAUGGCGCCUUUUGUCCACAGAUUCUAACCAAGAUAUCAUUGCCCGAUUCUGCAUAUUUUCUUCCUUGCAGUCUCGCGAAAAGGUCCAUGCACGUGCUUUCAACAUCGCUGACAGUGCAACCCCUGUCUCAUGGUCUGAGCGCUGGCCAAUUUUGGCAGCAUACUUUGGGUUGGAGGGCGUGGGGCCAGAUGAUGCAAGCCUACACCCCACGAAGUAUAUUGAUCAACACCGGGACGAGCUCCAGGCUCUUUGUCGUCAGAGGGGCCUUCGUGAGGAUAUCAUCUACAAGAGUAUGCACAACACUGGGUCGCGGAUGGUCAGUCUACGCCUGAUGGAUUUCGAUCGCCCUUUCGAUCUUGGUAGAGCGAGGUCUAUCGGGUUUGAAGAAGUAUUCACCACUAAGGAAUCGUGGUAUACCGCUUUUGAUCGAGUGCGAGAUACGAAGAUCAUGCUGUAG
Messenger RNA from Penicillium canescens, 1191 nucleotides. RefSeq names its product SDR family oxidoreductase. Lineage: Eukaryota; Fungi; Ascomycota; Eurotiomycetes; Eurotiales; Aspergillaceae. Bases 1 to 1191 code for a protein of 396 amino acids. The transcript has 4 exons. The record is from RefSeq and is a predicted model, not a curated record.